CAUCAUCAUCAUGUGAGACUGUGCUUUCUGUGCAUUAUACAGCGUCGUUGCGUGCGCGUUCACACCCUCGACUGCUUUGUUUUUGUUUGUGUCAUAAACCGUCAGUAGUGAUUAUUUGUCGUGAUAAACACCGGCCUGCUGCGAUGCUUUAGCGUGCGGAGUCCAUUAAUCGUCCUGGGGGAAAGAACGACAUGAUUGAACCAGCGCAGUAGUAUUUAUCGAUCAUUAAUCACCUCGGCUCAUUCUUCGGUCAAUUUAAGGUGCCUGCAUGUUCUCAUGAUCAUCAGGCUCCCAUGGUCUCCUUGACCUGAUGGUCAGUCAGCCAGGGGCGGCCACUUUUCAAAUUCUCAUCGAGACAUGUGAGCGUGCGGGGAAGUGGAUCCAACUCAGCAAUUGGAGACCACUCAUCAGUCGUAUGAGGGCUGUGUGCUGCGCUGAAAGUGUUGCUGGGAAGUGAAGGAGCCUGCAGGCAGAGCCAUGGGCUGUGGGGGGAGCAGGACCGAUGCUCUGGAGCCUCGCUACCUGGAGAGCUGGACCAAAGAGACAGAGUCGACAUGGCUGACCAGCACAGACACUGACAUCCCCCUGUCGUCCAUCCAGAGCAUCCCCUCUGAGACCUCGGAGGCCGGCUGCUUCACUUCUGAGAAAACAAUCGGCCCUGUUCCAGAUCUCUUUGAGGACGCGCUCCCUCCUCCUGCUCAGGCGUAUCUGAAGGUCUGCUCAGCCGUGUCUGAAGCCAGUCUGAGUGACGUGAAGCCCAGCAGUCCUGCCGUCAUACUCGCCUCUCCGCCCAAAGAGGAGGCGUUGCCUUCAUCUGGCACCACGGUGCAGCGCCGAAGUGUCCUACACACAGAAGAGAUUACAAAAUGGCAGGACAGUCGUAUGUCCACCAAGCAGGUGACCAUCACAGUGACACAGAGCAUCCACCAGGUGGACAAGAACGGCAAGGUGAAGAAGUCCCUCACCACCUACGAGGUGAUGAAACCUGUGGAGAGUCUAAAGCAGGUGACCACACAAAACACUUGACUUGCAGAUGGAGACUGGAAGAAGCCAAAUAAAAAGAAAAACGAUGACUGUGAAAUAAA
This is a messenger RNA of Solea solea (common sole), 1085 nucleotides long. RefSeq names its product BAALC binder of MAP3K1 and KLF4 b (gene baalcb). Bases 478 to 1026 code for a protein of 182 amino acids. Lineage: Eukaryota; Metazoa; Chordata; Actinopteri; Pleuronectiformes; Soleidae. Gene Ontology annotation, cellular component: cytoplasm. The record is from RefSeq and is a predicted model, not a curated record. The transcript is spliced from 5 exons.